GCAAUAUCGAUAAAAUGAUGCAACAUGAGCCACGACUGUCGCAAAUUGACGUAAUGUACGUGCUGCGGAGCCUGUCAGUUCUGAAGCGCCGUGGAGUGGUGCCGCGCUCAAAGCUCCAGGUACGAUGCACGCUGCAUGAACCACGUCCUGUUGCGAAGCACUCGUAGGAGUACAAAGACAUGCUCAUCGCACGCCAUCCUGCGUUGGUGGCGAUGGUCCAUGAGGCCGCCAGAGCAAAUCAAGAUCUAGCAGAGUAUCUCUUGGCCCAGUCGACUCGAGACGUCCCCGUCGUAGUGCCAACCCACGAGGCCGUCGCCAUCGAUGCUCUUGACGUAUCCAUCUUACGUGCACAGUUUGGCAUGGACGAAGCCGAGGCGAUCCGCGUAUUAGUAGAAAGUCGUGGAGACUUUGUCACGGCCAUCCUAGCAGUUGACGCAGCCCGCGACACAGAUUAACCGCAUUUAAUCACCAACAUAUUUCCCUUGACGGUGUUC
This is a messenger RNA of Aphanomyces astaci, 494 nucleotides long. RefSeq lists its product as hypothetical. NCBI's taxonomy places the organism in Eukaryota, Oomycota, Saprolegniomycetes, Saprolegniales, Verrucalvaceae. The coding region runs from base 180 to 455 and encodes 91 amino acids. The transcript has 3 exons. The record is from RefSeq and is a predicted model, not a curated record.